Messenger RNA from Caenorhabditis remanei, 1440 nucleotides. RefSeq lists its product as uncharacterized. Lineage: Eukaryota; Metazoa; Nematoda; Chromadorea; Rhabditida; Rhabditidae. Gene Ontology annotation, molecular function: glycosyltransferase activity. Gene Ontology annotation, cellular component: membrane. Bases 1 to 1440 code for a protein of 479 amino acids. The record is from RefSeq and is a predicted model, not a curated record. The transcript has 9 exons.
AUGAAUGCCAAAAUCAAACUCCCGCUGAAAAUAUGUUGCCCAAUCUUUGUCGUCUUGGUCCUAAUUUUGUCGGUUUUUUUAUUAGUUCGAUUCAGUUUUCCCAAGAAUGAAUUUGAAUUAUCUGAUAGCCAGAAAGUAGAGAUUUAUGAGCGGAUGAUAGCUUCUUUACGUGAGGAAAACUCGGAUUAUUGUGGAGAGAGUAUGAAUUACUGUAAACGUCCCGAGACACGUCACAUCCAAUGUGGAGAAGUUUUGAAAAGAGAUAAGACUUAUUUAUCUUCCAUCAUCGAAGACAAUCGUAUUCCAUUAAUCCGAAAUCCAUCUCUCAACAUGUCAUGUCCGGAAAUCUCCAAAAGAAUACGUCCUAAGUACAAUAUGAGUUCUCUGAAACUAGGAGGAGUGGCUUUUGCUCGGAACGUGUUCACUGAUUAUGAGCUGAUUGAGAAGCAAGUUCAGAUGACAUGGCAUCCGGAUAAUCGAUAUUGUUUUGUGGUGGAUAAGAAUGCAAAAGAUGAUUUCAAGCGAAGGAUCGAGCAGCUAGUUGGGUGUUUUGAAGAUCAGAUGGUUAUGCCUGUGACUCUCUUCAUGGAUAGUGCUGGUCACAACCAAAAUCUGGCUCACACGAAAUGUAUGAAAGCUCUGCUACAGUAUCCCAACUGGGGCUAUGCGAUGCUGCUUCAAAAUCAUGAUUUCAUAACGAAAACAGUCUAUGAGUUGGAUAGAAUCUUCGAUCUAAUGGGUGGAGUCAUUGAUGUUAAAACUGGGGGAGUAAUAUGGGAGAGGGAUAUGAAACAUUUGAAAUGGGACCCAAAAUCAUUGAAGCUGUUCAGAAAUGAAUCUGCGGUCCCGGAAGAUGUUCUCAAAACUUCUCUCACAUUUGCAUGUGGUUCAGUCCAGGCUUCUUUAUCUCGUGAGACUGUUCGUUGGCUCAUAGAAACCGCAGAUUUGACUAGAUUCAUUGACCAACAGAAUCAAAUUGUAUUCGGUGGUGACGAACAAAUGAUUUCGACUUUUCAAAUAAACUCUCAACUCGGAAUUCCCGGACACUUCACCAAAGAUUGCUUGGAACAAGGAGUUUCCGUUGAACAGGUCACCAGACUUGUCCACUGGUCUUCAACGGGGCACGCGAAUUGUGUCACCAAAAUUUCUCGCCACGGAGUUUGUCUUUUUGGAAUUGAGGAUUUGAUACCUAUGGCAGAACUUCCGCAUUUAUCAUUCAAUAAGGUAUAUCCAAAAUUCGACUGGUCAAUCAUAGAUUGUGCUGCUGAAUUGGUGUUCAAUCGAACAUUUUUAGGACAAGAUAAUCAACAUUUUGAUGAGGAUUAUUACAGUAACUUGGUCACGGUUCAAUACCAUAAGAACCACAAAAAACCAGGAUACAAAUUGAAUUGCAUAUCGAAUCAAAAGCCACGGAGGUAUGAAGAUUAUAUAGGAUCAUGA